This is a messenger RNA of Aspergillus bombycis, 975 nucleotides long. RefSeq lists its product as uncharacterized. The record is from RefSeq and is a predicted model, not a curated record. The transcript has 3 exons. The coding region runs from base 1 to 975 and encodes 324 amino acids. NCBI's taxonomy places the organism in Eukaryota, Fungi, Ascomycota, Eurotiomycetes, Eurotiales, Aspergillaceae.
AUGCAACGCAUCACCCCAAUCACUAGAGUGUGCAGGCCUGCGAGGUUCUGCACUCAACAUCGCAACACAUCAGGUUUCCCAACGAGCAUCUCCCCCUCACAGACAGAAAUCAAGAACCGCCAGCUUUCUCCGCAGAAUUUGGAGAUCGCAAUCCGAAGUCUCCACCACGACGGCUUAGUUGUAGUGGAGAACGUCGUGCCCCACGAUGCCCUAGACCGACUAAACCACAAAAUGGUCGAGGAUGCAUGGACACUGCGGAAUAAAGAAAACAGCCCCUUCAACUACAAUCCCGGGAAUAUCCAGCAGGAUCCUCCGCCUAUUCGGAAAUACCUUGACUCUGAUAUCUUCCUCAAUCCCAUUGCUACCCAAAUAACCUCAACGGCACUAGGGCCCCGUCCAAAAUGGACCUUCUGUUCUGGAAACUCAGCUAUGCCACCUACAGCUGAAAACCCGCCCAUGUCUCAGCCAGUCCACUCUGACGCGGAUUUCGCCCACCCCACGCACCCGUUCGCCUACGUCGUAAACAUCCCACUGAUAACUAUGACUCCCGAAAAUGGGUCGACAGAGAUAUGGCUGGGAACACACACCGAUUCGGGACUGCACGUCCAGGAAGGGACGCACGGUGAGCGAGCAAGCGGGCGAAUUCAACUGGAUAUCCUAGAGAAGCGAAGGAUGAUCCGGCCGCCGUGUCAGCCUGUUGUUCCUAAGGGUGCGUUGGUCCUGAGGGACUUGAGGCUGUGGCAUGCGGGAAUAGGAAAUCAAACUGAUGAGGUUAGGGUCAUGUUGGCGAUGAUUCAUUUCGCGCCGUGGUAUCGAAACCCCAUGCGGUUGGAAUUUGCAGAGGAUUUGAAGUCCCUGGUGGAGAAUGAAACGGGCCUUGAGACUCCUGUUGACUGGGUUGCGGAGUCGGAGGCGAUGUCGCGGUAUUUGAAUAGGGGAUUUGGAAACUCGUAUGAUUUCAGUCAGCGGCCGUAG